Gadus chalcogrammus (walleye pollock) is the source of this 2713-nucleotide messenger RNA. RefSeq names its product myelocytomatosis oncogene homolog (gene mych). NCBI's taxonomy places the organism in Eukaryota, Metazoa, Chordata, Actinopteri, Gadiformes, Gadidae. Gene Ontology annotation, biological process: regulation of transcription by RNA polymerase II; positive regulation of cell population proliferation. The transcript is spliced from 3 exons. Bases 361 to 1494 code for a protein of 377 amino acids. Gene Ontology annotation, molecular function: RNA polymerase II cis-regulatory region sequence-specific DNA binding; protein dimerization activity; DNA-binding transcription factor activity, RNA polymerase II-specific. The record is from RefSeq and is a predicted model, not a curated record.
CAACUAUUGAUGCGGUCAAUGACGGAUGGACGCCAUCGAAUUGAAAUUACCAAUGGCUAAUAUUGGCCAUGGUUUGAUUUGCUAAUCGGAUUUCCUAUCGGAUUUAGAGUUUUGGCGCGGUUUUGUCUGCGGAGGCAUACAAGUGAGUGGUGUGUGGUAUAAAGUUAAAGGGCCCCACGCGGCCACACCCACUAAGCUACUCGUAGGGAGGGAACGUGUCUUUACUAUCCACACCAUGCCGCAGCACUGGUGAUUUAUUACACGCUUCUACGGAUUCUAAAGGCUUUCUGUGGACUUUCUUAUCCCCUCUACCGCUGAUACCUCUCUUCUCCGUGGACUGUUAAAGACUCCGGAGACGACAUGUUGCCGAGCUUCGCCCAAUCUCAGGACUGGCUCUACUCAGACCCGCUGCUCUUCGAUGACGAUUUUUGUCAAAGUUUAAUGAAAGACCUCCAGUCGCUGCCCACCCCUCCGCAGUCCCCACCGAACAAGACCGGGGCGGGCGGCUCCUCCAAGCCGCUGUCCAAGGAGGACCAGCUCAGCUACGUGUCGGACAUUCUCCUUGAGGACCAUGACAUGUCGCAGCUCGGAUGGAACUGCGAUUUCUUCGACAGCGACCCAGUGUGCGGAGAGAAGGUCACCGUUCGGCCCGUUCCGGAGGAGGCGGAGGACGGGCUGUGGGGCUGCUUCGGGGGCGACAAGGUUCUGGAGGAGAAGCUGGCGGUGUCGGUGCUGGGGUCGAGUCCCCUGCUCUCGGACAUAGACACAAGCAUUUUUGAGGAGAUAGCUGGCUCCACGCUGGACUGCCAGGCGGUGCUGGGCAGCCAUGCCCCGGGCACUAGACACGACCACAGCGAAUCCACGUCGGACUAUGGUUCCGGCGGCGGAGAGCUCUCCAACUACUCCUCCAGCGAUUCUGAGGAGGAGAUUGACGUGGUCACGGUGGUCAGGUGUCCCUCUGGCUCCACCCCCCUGCCCUCAUUGGCUGAGCUGCGGAAGGAGGAAGAGCAGCGAGCGCGCCAACGGCAGCACCACGACAUCCACCUGCAGCACAACUACGCUGCGCCGCGCCCCGACUCCCCGCCCCCUCCCUCCACCAAGCGGGCGCGAGGAGCAGACUCCUCCUCGCGGUACCACCACCACCACCCCUCCUCCCGCUCCUCCUCCUCCUCCUCCUCCUCCUCCUCUUCACGGAGGCAGCAGGAGCAGCUCCUCCCCCCGGCGGAGACAGAGGACGAGGAGGAGAGGCGAAGGACUCACAACGUGAUGGAGCGCCAGCGCCGCAAUGAGCUCAAGAACUGCUUCCUGCGUCUCCGCGACAACGUGCCCGAGCUGUCGCACAACGACAAGGCGUCCAAGGUGGUGAUCCUGAAGAAGGCGCGCGACGGCAUCCGCAGCCUGCAGAGCGAGGCCCAGAGGCUGCAGGGCAGGCGGGACAAGCUGCGGGGCCACCAGGAGAGGCUGAAGGCCCGGCUGGCGCAGCUCCGCAGCUAGGGGCCCGGCAUGGGACGGUCGGCCCGCCAUGGGACGGUCGGCCCACAGAGGAUGAGUAGGAAGACAUUUUAGUGACCGCUUGAAGGGCCGCACAGACUAACUCUAGGCGCACGCACGCAUGCAUCAGGACUCUAUACAUGCACCCUGCGAUGGAUCCUCCCCCCCUGGCCCUGACUGGUGUGGGAGGUCAAGGAGGAAGGCCUCACCGGGGGUCAGGAGGGUCUUUGUUGGAGGUGAACGCACAUUUGAUAAAUAUAUAUUUCUCUCUAGCUUGGAUAAGGCACAUGGUGGACAUCCAACUGCUGGUCACUAUAUAUAAUAAAAAAUGGUAGCAUAGGAAAAGGUAACUUAAGUGACCACUUAUAAAAGGUUGACUUACGUUAGUUUAAAAGUGACUGCCAUUUUAAGCCUCCUAUAGCAGGAGGACGUUUCUGUGUUUGCUGUGCGUUCACCCCCUACUCUCAGGAGGGCUCUCAGCUGGAAAUGGUUUAACCUUCUAAUACUGUACCAGACCUCAACCCCCUCCCCAGACAGAACCCCUACCGUUCUACUGUGUGUACAGAGUGUCCUACGCAUGGUUCCUAAGGAACUCCAACAGGACUUUGAAAGGGUGAGGGGACAAAGCAGCCAUCAACCUGAUUCUCAAAUAUAUUUGUCUAUCAAUAUGUGUGUGUGAGGGGGGGGGGGGGAUUUUCGCAUCUUAUAAUCUCUGCUGGCCAACACCCUGGCAUUUUCAAAAAUAACCUGAGUGGAGCUUCCAAUGUCUUGUAAGUGAAACCAUCUGAACAUCUACAUGGUUCAUGGGAUAACCCACAGAAUUCUGGUUAUCUGUAGAUAACUCGGUCGUCUUUGGAGUCUGGAAUACGAUUCUAGUCUAUAAAGUAGAUCAUGGUCACUACUGUAAAAUAAGUAAUUUGAUGCUGUGUUUUACCAGAAACAUUCCCUGAAGGACGCUGAGCUUCUGUGUGUUGAGCUUCUCUCACUCUCAAGCAAUGGUUUCAAGGAGUUUUCAGAGAGUUCUUGAAGCUUAAGUAAAACUUGUUGCCUUAGAGUUUAACUUAUCCCGCAAAGAACGUUUCGUCUCGGCCCAACCGCUGCGUGUAAAUAUGGGAAUCACAAACUUCCUCUCAAUUAGACGUGAAUAAGAAAUUUUCCUGUCAACCAAUACUGUCAAUGUGGUCUGUGUCUAAAUGCGAAUUGUAAAGAUUUGCAGUUGUGU